UCCAAAGAAUCACCCGACUGUCAAAUUUAAUUUUUUUGUGGUCCAAUUCACACACGACGGGUCUUACCGUCAUUUAUUUUUGUUUCUGUGCUUUUCGAUCUGUUCCGAUACUGUUCAAAAACGUUAACGAAAAAAUGUUAUCACAAGCUGGAUUAUUAUGUGUAGUGCUUCUAACUGUUUAUUUCUACCUCUUCAAACAUCGCGAUGAUAACUCAGGAUAUUUGAGAGUGAGUCUAUUUUCAACAAACGAGGUAAUAUAAUAAUUGAUAUUAUAUUCUGCAAUGUUGACUGGUGUUGUAAUAACAUGAGAUAUUUUUUAGGAACUCGGUGUUAACAAGUAUGCCGCGAAUCCUCCAUCAGCUCUGAUGAGGAAAAUUUUGAGUCACGAUCCUGUCAGCAUCAAAGAAAAUCUUCGCGUUUCUGUGCAAGUGUUCCGAAGAAUCAUCACUUUGAUGCCUGAAAAGCGCUCUGGUUGGGACCGUGAAGUGGAGUUAUCAGUAUUUUUGUACUGGCUAGCUGCUGGCACCAGUUACCGUGUAGCUGGGGUAAGCUUCGAUAUACCGCGGGCUACUGUUAAGAGAAUUUGCACGAAAAUGCUGAGCUUCUUCUUGGACGUGGUCAUGCUGCAGGUAAUUAAGUAUCCAACAGGAAAUGAAUUGAUCGAGAUUGGAAGAAGAUUUUGCAACCGUGCCAAUACCGGAAUUUUUGAACGAGUUGCUGGAGCAAUUGAUGGAUCACACAUCAGAAUUAAAUGUCCGCCGGCGCUUCAUGACCAAUACAUAAAUCGAAAAUUGAAUUAUUCCAUACAAUGUCAGGCGGUGUGUGAUAGUAACAACAAAUUUAUCGAUAUCUGUGCCGGGUAUCCAGGGUCGGUACACGACACAAGGGUUAUGUACAAUAGCCCUUUGUAUUACAGGCGUCUGUAUCCUCCAGCUGGUUACUUUUUACUAGGAGACAGUGGGUACCCAUGUAGCAUACAUCCAAUAGCAAUUAUUACCCCAUUCAAGGAAACUGACCGGCAACCCCUAACACGGCAGCAAAAAAAAUUCAACAAUCUCCACAGCAAAGCAAGAAAUGUUGUGGAAUGCGCCUUUGGGCAAAUGAAAACCAGAUGGAGGAGUAUCUUCAACAAAGAUUUGGAACUACGCAUCGACAAUUGUGUAAGGGUAAUCGUCGCCUGCUGCAUUCUCCACAACAUAUGCAUAGAUGAAAACGAUAUAAUGGAGGCUGAAGCGAUCUUUGAAAUUGAAGAAGCAAGAAACGCAGAAGAAUGGCAGGAUGUCGAAUAUCAACCAAUAAGAGACACAGGUGAAGGGAUUGCUUAUCGCCAGCAACUAGUACAGCGAAUGACGGAUUAGACGAAUAAUUAAUUUUGCUUUUUUAAUGUUUAUGUAGAAUUAUCUUUUUGACAACGUACACUUUACUACUGCUUCAAAUAAAACCUAAUAUUCAAACUUAAAUCAAAUAAAACCUAAUAUUCAAACUUUGCUGAACGGCUCAAAACCGCUACGUAUCUAGAACUAGAAUAACUUGCGCAUUUAAGUAUAGCGUCAACCUUUUUUCUUGGCAUAACAUCACCACUAGAACAGAGCCUGUCUCACAGCUAAGUGUUCUUGCGAGCACUUCAAAAGUUAUUAACUGAGAGCUUUCUUUUUCGAAGUGGGCCUUGUGGCCUAUUAGUGACGUGAGACAACUGAUGUUGAUCAAAUGAGAGCUAGUUGACUUUUAUCUUCUCAUUAAACUCGUCUCAUUUUACCCGACGCGAAGAAUUAUCUCAUAGGAAAAGUGUACCAGUUAUGGCCAUAGUAGUUCCCUAUUUGGCCAUAAGUGUUUUCUCAGAAAUUUUCACAUUUUGAAUAUUUUUUUAUUGAAUGAAUUUAUUCAAUCAGUCUUGAAUUUGAGGGGUGCUCAUCUUGCCCCGUACUCCCAUAUAAGUUAAUUUUUUUAACUUUUGUAGGAGAAGAAAAGACCUCUCUAGAACCCCAACUCCCCCACCCUACGUAUUUACACCAAUUCCGUUAGCUCACCUAUUUCUUUUCUUGAUUCGUCUGAUCAAAUAAAAUAAUAUAAGAUUCCAAAAUUUGACUCACAUUUUUAACGUGUAUUGAAUGUAGCUUUAAUACAUUUUCACAACUGUUUGUUGCUGAGAAUUUUUUUCUUAGAAAAACAAAAGAUGUUUUUUCAUAUUUUUAAGAUUAUGAUAGAAUAAUAAUUCAUGAAACAGUAAAUGCUUAGAAAUUUUUUUUGCGCUUACUAUAAUGAAGACAAACAGAAUAGCGUUUAGUAACACUUUAAAAGGUAGGUACAUUGAUCGAUAGCACACUUAUGAUAUCCACAUUUUAAAAAUUAUGAAUGAUCAGAAUCAUUGAAAUAAAGGCACGUUAAAAUGUCUAACGGUUUGUGUUAAUAAUAUUUAGCUUAUGCAUCGAGAUCUGAUUCAGAUGAACUUGAGUCAUAGUUUGGAACCUCGAUGUUUUGCGCCUGAGCGAUGCACUUGAGCAAAGAAAAAAAUUUCUGCCCUUCUUUCCUCUUCCUUUUCGACUCUUUAACGAAAUGUUCAAACAUUUCUUGUUGGGUAAAACGAUUUCGUUUUCUAGCCAAUUUCUCAGGCUUUUCCAUGCCCUCAGAACUCGUUCCUGGUGCUGUAGACUCGAGACUUCCAGAAUAAGAUCCUUGUAUCGACGAAGAAGGUCCAGCCUCUGACGUAUCCUCAUCCAGGAUACUCUGUUGUUCAAGAGGCACGUUUCUCGAAUUUUCAACGAUAACGCCGCAGCUAUUAACUACUAGUGGGGGGUUGAUCGUGUGUUGGGUGGACAUGAACUCGUGCAUUUGAUUGAAAUGUUCCCAGUCCUCCGGAGUCUGCUCGCCAUUUUCCGUUGCCCCACCAGUAGGAGGAGUGAUCAGCAACUGAAAAAAAAACAAAUGUAUAGUGUUCAUUUAGUACCUAUAUAUUUUUUUUUAAAUAAUAUUCAAAGGAGUAACAUAAGAUUAGCCGUACAUAUGAGUAUACUAUAUGAAUACUCUAAUGAGCCCUUAAUAUCAUUACAAUAAUAAUUUUACAAUACCGAAUUGAAUUGGUUUAUGUUGAAUUAGUCGAAAAGUGAAAGUGCUCUAUAAUUAAAACCAGAAAAUCGGAUUUUUUUUUGUUGCAAUGCACAGGGACACAUUUUUAUAUAAAAAGUUUACCGUCAAACGUAAUGACUUACAACUAGACGCAACGUUUGGUAAUUUAUCACUUUAUUUUGAUCUACGUGGACGUACCAUAUUUGCCGCGGGUCAAAAAAUUCUAAAUUCAACAAACAUUUGUCAAAAUCUGUCCUAUUUUGUUGAAAUUUGAAGCUUUGCUAGCUCAAUUAUUAUAGAAUUAGGGAAAAAUCAGUAAAAAUGUGUUAAACGUUUUUUCUUUAUGUUUGAAUGACUUUUUG
Messenger RNA from Aedes aegypti (yellow fever mosquito), 3425 nucleotides. RefSeq names its product protein ALP1-like. The transcript has a single exon. NCBI's taxonomy places the organism in Eukaryota, Metazoa, Arthropoda, Insecta, Diptera, Culicidae. The record is from RefSeq and is a predicted model, not a curated record. Bases 366 to 1358 code for a protein of 330 amino acids.